AUAUUCAAAUAUUGCAUGAAAAUGUGAACAAAUAUUGCCGAGAAAGGCAAGAAAAUUAAAUAUUUAAAGAAUCAGUUAUCUUUUCAAAUUUUGCGUUUCGAAAAUUAAUCGAUAAGCGUAUGUCAACUCUGAGCCACAGCUGUUGCCUACACGUGAUUCUUGCUGUUCCCAAGAUUGUUGUUGUUGUUGCUGCCCCCGUUGCGUGUACAUUUGCCUUUUUUUCAAAGUCAAACAAAUUUUGUUUGUUUUGUUUUUCUUUUGGAUUUCCAACAAAACAUUCAUAUCGUAAGACAACCAUUCUGGAAACAUGGCGGGAUCCAUAUAAAAAUUUUGUUUGGUUGACGGCAAGUGGAAAGAGAAAGACACGCACACACAUACACACCUGGACCCACAUCCACAUCCAGAUAAUGCAAUCCUUGCGCUGCCCUCUACGUACCUUUAUACUGACAGCCACCCGUAACGGCCGGCGCAAUCUCAACCAGCCACAACCGAGAAGUGGCUUAACGACAGGAAAUGGAAAUGGAGUUAGAGCUGGAGCUGGAGCCGGUGCCGGUGUCGGAGCAUUGCAAAAGCUAAGAGAAUGGCAUACUGCCGCCUUUAGCAAAAAGUUUCUGCUCUUUACAAAUGUUGGCAUCUCGCUGUCCCUCAGCUGUGUUGGCGAUGUCCUCGAGCAGCAUCUAGAGAUUUAUUGUGGGGAAAUCGAGCGUUUCGAUAAGACCAGGACGACACACAUGGCCACCAGUGGCGUUACUGUUGGGGUCAUCUGCCAUUACUGGUAUCAAAUGCUCGAUAAACGUAUGCCCGGACGCUCCAUGCGUGUGGUGGCCAAAAAGAUUAUACUCGAUCAGUUGAUCUGUUCCCCUGUUUAUAUCUCAGUGUUUUUUGUCACGCUCGGCCUACUAGAGAACAAGGACAGGCAUGAAGUGUGGGAGGAGAUCAAGGACAAGGCCUGGAAGCUAUAUGCAGCCGAAUGGACAGUAUGGCCUUUGGCUCAAUUCAUUAACUUCUAUUGGAUACCCACGCAUUAUCGGAUAUUCUACGAUAACAUCAUCAGUCUGGGCUACGAUGUGCUAACCUCGAAGGUGAAGCAUAAAAAGCCUUAACGACCGAUCGAAACAAAAAAAAAACAAAAAAAUAAAUUUAGAAUUUUAAAUCUUAUUUUGUAAUUAUUUAUUUUAUUAUUUUUGAAAGAACUUUGUAAAUACAGAACAACCGAUAUAUGUAUGUACACAUCUA
Molecule: messenger RNA, 1236 nt
Organism: Drosophila willistoni
Lineage: Eukaryota; Metazoa; Arthropoda; Insecta; Diptera; Drosophilidae
Product: mpv17-like protein 2
Exons: 1
Coding region: 120-1103 (327 amino acids)
Biological process (GO): mitochondrial ribosome assembly
Cellular component (GO): cytoplasm; membrane
Source: RefSeq, a predicted model, not a curated record